Molecule: messenger RNA, 2326 nt
Organism: Cryptomeria japonica (Japanese cedar)
Lineage: Eukaryota; Viridiplantae; Streptophyta; Pinopsida; Cupressales; Cupressaceae
Product: growth-regulating factor 1
Exons: 3
Coding region: 387-2093 (568 amino acids)
Biological process (GO): DNA-templated transcription; developmental process; regulation of DNA-templated transcription
Cellular component (GO): nucleus
Molecular function (GO): ATP binding
Source: RefSeq, a predicted model, not a curated record
UGUUUCACAUAUAUUUUGUCUCCACUAUGGUGUUGUCUGUAUAUAUACUUAAAAAACGAUAGGAAUGCAAACAUUUGGAUGUACUGUGGUGUUUAUGUGCAAACAUGCUUUACUCUUAAGAUAGAUGGAUGGGUAUAGGCAUUUUGCCUGUACUUUGGUGUUUGAUUGAUGAUAAAUGUUUGAAUGUUUUGGAACGAAUGUUUGAAUGUUUUGUGGAAUUUUUGUAAUGGUGGAUUGUUUUUAACUUUUGAGUCUAUCAUAAUUAAAGUGACAAAAACAAGUACACCUCAUUGAAGGCGGUGUAUAUCUAGGAAUUCAUAUUUGGUUUUGUGUGGAUUGAACUAGGUAACAUAUACUGCAGCCAAUGAAGAGAUUCUAAGAAGAAUAUGUUUAGAGCAGGAUUGCCAUUGUCUAUGGCGAGAGGAGAAAGCAUGAAUAACUUUGGAAUGGGGAUGGGCAGUUAUGCCGGACAGGGAUCAAGGCUUUUCUUCACAUCAUCUCAGUGGCAGGAGCUUGAACACCAGGCUUUGAUUUUCAAGUACAUGGCUGCUGGUAUACCAGUGCCCUCUGACCUGCUUUUGCCCAUUCGGAAGAGCCUCACUGAAUUGAAUGGUUUAUCAGCUCUCUCUGCUCCCCGUUAUCCCACCUUGGGGUGGAGCUCUUUCAAUUUGAGAUUUGCAAACAAUACGGAUCCGGAGCCUGGGAGAUGCCGCAGGACAGAUGGAAAGAAAUGGCGUUGUUCCAGAGAUGUUGCUCCGGACCAGAAAUAUUGUGAGCGGCACAUGCACAGAGGCCGGCCCCGUUCAAGAAAGCUCGUGGAAGGUCAGAUUGGUACCAGUAAUAGUAGUAGUAACAGUAAAACUAGUAGCAAUUAUACUGCUACUCUGGGAGGGCACGAUUCCUCUUCUGCUCUAGGUUCCUCCAUAAGCCUGGCAUCUGGUCGCAGAAGCACUGGUAGUACAAGUUUUACCAGUCUGCAUCCCCCAUUCUCGAUUAACAGUCAUACUGCAAAUUCUACCAUGGGAAUGAGGGCUUUCAAUGGAAGUGGAGGAGGAAUGCCCAUUACUGGUGGUGGUGGUGGUGUUUCUAGCAGCCGGCUUAACAAGCCCCCGUUGCACAUGAUUUCUGUUGGUGGUGGUGGUGCAUCCGCAAUGUCCAACAAGGACUACAGAUACAUGAACUGGAUGAAAGGAGAUGUGGAUGAACAGAUGCUCUUUUCAGAAGGAAAAGGCCUGGGUCAGGAUUCUCACCAUGCCAUGAGCAGUCUGGCUAUGCUUUCAUCAGUGAACACAGACCCCAAACUUAACAACUCCAUGUUGCAAUACUCUUCUCCACAACUGCGUACAAUACUUGGCCAAGACUUUUGCCUUAUGCCUGACACCAAUCAGAUGAACUUGCAAUUACAAGAGCAGCAGCGACAGCAGCAUCAACAACACCAUCAUUCCUUUUUAAGCACUGGCUUUGGGAAUGACCAGUCCUCAGAGGGACAACCCCUGAGACACUUCUUUGAUGACUGGCCACGUACAACCAGAGACCCAACAACUAUUUCUUGGUCUGAUAUGGAAGAAAGAUCCUCAAACAGCACACAGCUUUCCAUAUCCCUUCCCAUGACCAUAUCUGAUUUCCCCACUUCACCCAGGGGAAAAAUGUCCCUGUCCUCCCUCAAAUUGUCGAUGUCAGCUGCCAGAUCAUCAACUGAGGAAGACCCACUGGAUCCAACUCAAAUGGGUCUUGGCGUAGGCAUGGGGCUAGGCCUUCUGAAUGAAGACAGGCACAGACAGACCAGUAAUUGGAUCCCUGUGACAUGGCAAAGUCCAGUGGGAGGACCUCUUGCAGAAGUUUUACAGUCUAGUACUACUAAUGCAGGUGGAACCCCUGGAGGUGGGUCAAAGUCAUCUGGGCUUAAUUUGAUGGGCGAUCGAUGGGAACUGAGCCCUCGUGGCAGCCCAAGAAUGGCAUCCCCAACUGGUGUUUUGCAGAAAACCUUGGCUUCUCUGUCUGAUAGCAGCAGCGGGAGCAGCCCUCGAGCAGUUGCAGCAGCAGCAGCUGCCAAACAUGAGAUGUCUCUGCAACAGAAUCUUGGAGGAAUGUAGCUCAGUAUGGAAUUAGAAUCGUAAAGCCUUGUUUCCAAAUGGACAGGCAUGCUCUGAGGGCGCAUCAUACUUUGCUUUAUGAUUUGAUUUUAUCUGUUCAGAAAAUUUAUAGUUUUUCUGCUUAGAAACUGCUGGAUUGUAGUUUGUUUGUCGGAUCUUCUAAAUUUUAGUUUCAGAUGCCAAGCAAUUUCAAAAACUUUUGAUGCACAUAGAUUGGUUGGAUUGGAAAUGAA